AUUGUAUCAAAAAAAAAAACUCUUCAAAUAAAUAAUUUCGUGGGUAUAAAAGUUGUUUGAGUUGGGAGUUUCUUCAGUUCCUGGUUUGAAUUGGUACGCGAGAUAUGGAUCGUUGGGUUGGUAAAGUGGCGAUUGUUACGGGGGCUAGUGCCGGAAUGGGCGCCGCAAUAGCCAAAAGUUUGGUGAUGAAAGGGUUAAAAGUUGCAGGCCUAGCCCGUCGCAUCCAGCGCAUCCAAGACCUCGCCAACGAGCUGUCCGAUGCCCCAGGUCAGCUCUUCCCCCUGCGCUGCGACAUCACCAGCGAGGAGGCCAUCCUCAAGUGCUUUAAGUGGGUCACGGACAACGUAGGUCCCGUUCAAAUCCUCGUCAACAACGCCGGUCUCACCAGACCCACCAAUCUCCUAGAUGGGGCGAGUGACGAAUGGCGACGCGUCUUCGACGUCAACGUCAUGGCACUCUGUAUUUGCACACGCGAAGCUGUCCGAAUCAUGCGCGAGAAUAAUCUCUACGGACACGUGAUUCACAUGAAUGCCAUUGCAGGGCAUUAUGUGCCCAAUAUGCCUCAGCCGAAUUUCAACGUUUAUCCGGCCUCGAAAUUUGCCGUUACGGCCCUGACCGAGAGUUUGAGGCAAGAGUUGAGGUAUAAUAAGUUGCCGAUUAAAGUUACGAGUAUAAGUCCCGGAGUGGUCCGGACUGAGUUCCAGGAUGGGUUCCCGGAGGAUGGGACGAAGGAGGCUUUGGCUGAAAUGCCGGCUUUACGUCCUGAAGAUAUCGCAGAAGCUGUGGUUUAUAUUUUAUCGACGGGGCCGCAAGUUCAGGUGCACGAAUUGACCGUUCAUCCCCUUGGUGAAUUAUUUUAAUAUUUCUUUUUUAUGUUUGUUUUUAAAUGUAUAGCAAUAAAAACAUGCGAUCAA
Tribolium castaneum (red flour beetle) is the source of this 914-nucleotide messenger RNA. Its product is annotated as farnesol dehydrogenase. NCBI's taxonomy places the organism in Eukaryota, Metazoa, Arthropoda, Insecta, Coleoptera, Tenebrionidae. The transcript is spliced from 5 exons. The coding region runs from base 105 to 860 and encodes 251 amino acids. The record is from RefSeq and is a predicted model, not a curated record.